AUGGACCAUCACUCGAAAGCUAAGCAACUUCUUCAGCAACGUGAUGAAAUAGACGAGAAGAUCAAAGAGCUGAUGCUGGUUCUUGAAACUAACAACAGUACUAUGGAUUCUCCGUUGAUUGAUAGCGAAGGAUAUCCACUGAACACUAUUGACGUCUACACUGUCAGACACGCCAGACACGAUUUGAUCUGUCUCAGAAACGAUCGCACUGAAUUGACUGAAAAAAUUGUUGCUGAAAUGGAAGGUGAAAAGAAAGAGAGCAGUGGAUCUGUUGCUUCAGAAGAGAAGCCAGUUCACAGAACAUCCAACACGCCAUUCGUCAAAAUCUCAUCGGUCGUUGAGGCGUCGCCAGCGGACGUUGGAGGAUUCAGAAAAGAGGAUUUGAUCAUUCAGUAUGGAAAUCUUCAUCAUGGAAACUUCAGCGAUAUGCAACAAGUCUCACAGAUUACUAAAGAAUAUGAAGGCAAGAUCAUUCGUGUGACAGUGAUCCGUGACAACCGUCCAGUUCGUCUCGAAAUUCGUCCGGCAAAAUGGUCUGGACCAGGUCUUCUCGGGUGCAACAUCGUUCCGAUGGCGGGCGCAAAUGUCUGA
Molecule: messenger RNA, 591 nt
Organism: Caenorhabditis briggsae
Lineage: Eukaryota; Metazoa; Nematoda; Chromadorea; Rhabditida; Rhabditidae
Exons: 4
Coding region: 1-591 (196 amino acids)
Biological process (GO): proteasome regulatory particle assembly
Cellular component (GO): nucleus; cytoplasm
Molecular function (GO): protein binding
Source: RefSeq, a predicted model, not a curated record